Molecule: messenger RNA, 3783 nt
Organism: Pan troglodytes (chimpanzee)
Lineage: Eukaryota; Metazoa; Chordata; Mammalia; Primates; Hominidae
Gene: CCL22
Product: C-C motif chemokine ligand 22
Exons: 3
Coding region: 898-1179 (93 amino acids)
Biological process (GO): positive regulation of GTPase activity; positive regulation of cell migration; eosinophil chemotaxis
Cellular component (GO): extracellular region
Molecular function (GO): CCR chemokine receptor binding; chemokine activity
Source: RefSeq, a predicted model, not a curated record
GCCUUUAGGUGAAUGGGGAGCCACGGCAGGGUUCUGAAGCAGGAGAGAGAGUGUGUAGCUCUGGACCACUCACGCUGGCUGCUGCAGGGUGGGGAUGGCAUUGAGGGGGCCAGCAUCCCAGCCUGAGGUGGAGGUGGCCUGGACUGGGCAGGGACAGUGGGGUUGGAGAGAAGGAGCAGAUCUGAGAGAGAUUUAGGAAGCAGAAUCAACGGGACAUGGACAUGGUGAGGGACUGAGACAGGAGUGGGGGCGGGAGAGCCCGGCAGCCACUGGGAAGGAAGAUCAAUCAGGCAGGACAGAAGUGUGGGUAGAUGCUUUCCAUAAACCGUUGAGAAAUCCACAACCUGGCCCAAAUGUGGACUUUACGAGAAGCCCAAGAUGGGUCAAUGGGUCCAUAGGCCUCUCCCAUUGAAGAGAGAUCAGUAAUGCCGUCAUUAAGGGUACAAGACAGGCCUCAAUUCUAGGUGAGGGUUGGUCCACGUUCUCACUUGAUUUACAACCAGUGAAGUCAACAGAGCUGUGAAACCAUCUCCCCCAUUUCCAGAUGGGGAAACCAAGUCCCAGAGACACCCAGACAUGGCCAAGGCCACACAGUGCAGAGACCCUGGGGAGCACAAGCCUCUAAGAGGGGGAUUUUACAAGUCUGUCUGAAACCAGAGGAGAGGACAGGGUUGAGGGGGGGCUCCCCUCUGAGUGGUUCCCCGCCAAAGAGAAUUUCUCCACUUUGGAGGAAGUGGGAGAUAGUUCUUCUUUUGAGAUGUGAAUGUCAAGUGACUCUGGGCACCCCGGUGACUAAGAGGUAAGUAAGUGAGGCUUGUGGGUGGAGCCAGCACCUUAAAUAGCAGGUCUUCCUAUGUCCCUUUGCAGACACCUGGGCUGAGACAUACAGGACAGAGCAUGGCUCGCCUACAGACCACACUCCUGGUUGUCCUUGUCCUCCUUGCUGUGGCGCUUCAAGCAACUGAGGCAGGCCCCUACGGCGCCAACAUGGAAGACAGCGUCUGCUGCCGUGAUUACGUCCGUUACCGUCUGCCCCUGCGCGUGGUGAAACACUUCUACUGGACCUCAGACUCCUGCCCGAGACCUGGCGUGGUGUUGCUAACCUUCAGGGAUAAGGAGAUCUGUGCCGAUCCCAGAGUGCCCUGGGUGAAGAUGAUUCUCAAUAAGCUGAGCCAAUGAAGAGCCUACUCUGAUGACCGUGGCCUUGGCUCCUCCAGGAAGGCUCAGGAGCCCUACCUCCCUGCCAUUAUAGCUGCUCCCCGCUGGAAGCCUGUGCCAACUCUCUGCAUUCCCUGAUCUCCAUCCCUGUGGCUGUCACCCUUGGUCACCUCCGUGCUGUCACUGCCAUCUCCCCCCUGACCCCUCUAACCCAUCCUCUGCCUCCCUCCCUGCAGUCAGAGGGUCCUGUUCCCAUCAGCGAUUCCCCUGCUUAAACCCUUCCAUGACUCCCCACUGCCCUAAGCUGAGGUUAGUCUCCCAAGCCUGGCAUGUGGCCCUCUGGAUCUGGGUUCCAUCUCUGUCUCCAGCCUGCCCACUUCCCUUCAUGCAUGUUGGGUUCUAGCUCCCUGUUCUCCAAACCCAUACUACACAUCCCACUUCUGGGUCUUUGCCUGGGAUGUUGCUGACACCCAGAAAGUCCCACCACCUGCACAUGUGUAGCCCCACCAGCCCUCCAAGGCAUUGCUCGCCCAAGCAGCUGGUAAUUCCAUUUCAUGUAUUAGAUGUCCCCUGGCCCUCUGUCCCCUCUUAAUAAUCCUAGUCACAGUCUCCGCAGAUUCUUGGGAUUUGGGGGUUUUCUCCCCCACCUCUCCACUAGUUGGACCAAGAUUUCUAGCUAAGUUACUCUAGUCUCCAAGCCUCUAGCAUAGAGCACUGCAGACAGGCCCUGGCUCAGAAUCAGAGCCCAGAAAGUGGCUGCAGACAAAAUCAAUAAAACUAAUGUCCCUCCCCUCUCCCUGCCAAAAGGCAGUUACAUAUCAAUACAGAGACUCAAAGUCACUAGAAAUGGGCCAGCUGGGUCAAUGUGAAGCCCCAAAUUUGCCCAGAUUCACCUUUCUUCCCCCACUCCCCCUUUUUUUUUUUUUUUGAGAUGGAGUUUCGCUCUUGUCACCCACGCUGGAGUGCAAUGGUGUGGUCUUGGCUCAUUGAAGCCUCUGCCUCCUGGGUUCAAGUGAUUCUCUUGCCUCAGCCUCCCGAGUAGCUGGGAUUACAGGUUCCCGCUACCACUCCCAGCUAAUUUUUGUAUUUUUAGUAGAGACGAGGCUUCACCAUGUUGGCCAGGCUGGUCUCGAACUCCUGUCCUCAGGUAAUCCGCCCACCUCAGCCUCCCAAAGUGCUGGGAUUACAGGCGUGAGCCACAGCGCCUGGCCUCUUCCCUCUCCCCACCACCCCCCCAGCUUUUUUUUUUUUUUAUGGCAGGGUCUCACUCUGUCGCCCAGGCUGGAGUGCAGUGGCGUGAUCUCGGCUCACUACAACCUCGACCUCCUGGGUUCAAGCGAUUCUCCCACCCCAGCCUCCCAAGUAGCUGGGAUUACAGGUGUGUGCCACUACGGCUGGCUAAUUUUUGUAUUUUUAGUAGAGACAGGUUUCACCACAUUGGCCAGGCUGGUCUUGAACUCCUGACCUCAAGUGAUCCACCUUCCUUGUGCUCCCAAAGUGCUGAGAUUACAGGCAUGAGCUAUCACACCCAGCCUCCCCCUUUUUUUCCUAAUAGGAGACUCCUGUACCUUUCUUCUCCGUUUUACCUAUGUGUCGUGUCUGCUUACAUUUCCUUCUCCCCUCAGGCUUUUUCUGGGUGGUCCUCCAACCUCCAAUACCCAGGCCUGGCCUCUUCAGAGUACCCCCCAUUCCACUUUCCCUGCCUCCUUCCUUAAAUAGCUGACAAUCAAAUUCAUGCUAUGGUGUGAAUGACUACCCUUGACUUGGUAUUAUAAGCUGGAGUUAUAUAUGUAUUUGAAAACAGAGUAAAUACUUAAGAGGCCAAAUGGAUGAAUGGAAGAAUUUUAGGAACUGUGAGAGGGGGACAAGGUGGAGCUUUCCUGGCCCUGGGAGGAAGCUGGCUGUGGUAGCGUAGCUCUCUCUCUCUCUGUCUGUGGCAGGAGGCAAAGAGUAGGGUGUAAUUGAGUGAAGGAAUCCUGGGUAGAGACCAUUCUCAGGUGGUCGGGCCAGGCUAAAGACUGGGAUUUGGGUCUAUCUAUGCCUUUCUGGCUGAUUUUUGUAGAGACGGGGUUUUGCCAUGUUACCCAGGCUGGUCUCAAACUCCUGGGCUCAAGCAAUCCUCCUGGCUCGGCCUCCCAAAGUGCUGGGAUUACAGGCGUGAGUCACUGCGCCUGGCUUCCUCUUCCUCUUGAGAAAUAUUCUUUUCAUACAGCAGGUAUGGGACAGCAGUGUCCCAGGUAAAGGACAUAAAUGUUACAAGUGUCUAGUCCUUUCUGAGGGAGGCUGGUGCCGCUCUGCAGGGUAUUUGAACAUGUGGAAUUGGAGGAGGCCAUUUCACUCCCUGAACCCAGCCUGACAAAUCACAGUGAGAAUGUUCACCUUAUAGGCUUGCUGUGGGGCUCAGGUUGAAAGUGUGGGGAGUGACACUGCCUAGGCAUCCAGCUCAGUGUCAUCCAGGGCCUGUGUCCCUCCCGAACCCAGGGUCAACCUGCCUGCCACAGGCACUAGAAGGACGAAUCUGCCUACUGCCCAUGAACGGGGCCCUCAAGCGUCCUGGGAUCUCCUUCUCCCUCCUGUCCUGUCCUUGCCCCUCAGGACUGCUGGAAAAUAAAUCCUUUAAAACAG